Molecule: messenger RNA, 757 nt
Organism: Exophiala viscosa
Lineage: Eukaryota; Fungi; Ascomycota; Eurotiomycetes; Chaetothyriales; Herpotrichiellaceae
Product: stress responsive A/B barrel domain protein
Exons: 2
Coding region: 221-598 (125 amino acids)
Source: RefSeq, a predicted model, not a curated record
AUCGAAGCACGCCCGACUCUGCCCACCACCGGCGCUUAAGCCGCCCAACGGAGCAGAGCAACCUCAUGCCCGUGCCGGCUGAUAACGAUAAACCUUAACGGCGCCCCACAGACCCUGCUCGCCCAUCGAAAGCCUAGACAGUUCUUACCGAGUCCCCCCUACAAAACCUUCCCUGGCGGCUGCCACAUUGCAAAGUUCAACCCUGGAAGCUCACAGCGACAUGGGGUCUGUAGCCCCUGCAUCGCCCGAGCGGAUCACAACCAGUCCUAUCCUUCACGUCGUCCACUUCCGCUUCUAUCCCUCCAUCACACCCGAAGUUCGCGCGAGCAUAUCUCAAGCAUUUCUCGACCUCCGAUACACUUGCAUUUCACCCACCACCAAAAAGCCAUACAUCAAGUCAUUCACUGGUGGUCGGGACGUCAGCAUCGAGAAUCUCCAGCACGGGUUCAGUCAUGUAUUCAUGUUGGAGUUUGAGACCCAAGAAGACAGAGACUGGUAUGUCAAUGAGGACCCAAUUCAUAGGAGGUUCGGGGUGGAACAGUUGACUGGUGUGGUGGAGGAUGUCAUGGUGGUGGACUUCAGGAGAGGAGAACUCUAGAGGCCAACCCUUCUCACUACCGGUUACGCACUAAACGAAGUGAGGUGACUGAGUGGUCAACGAAACAGAAUAUAGCAUUGCAUUGUGACGGCAUUACAUUGAGAGUCAAAAAGACAUCGGUGAAACAUCACGGCAGCAUCAUCAAACACUCGAUACCAA